Messenger RNA from Gigantopelta aegis, 396 nucleotides. RefSeq lists its product as uncharacterized. The coding region runs from base 1 to 396 and encodes 131 amino acids. The record is from RefSeq and is a predicted model, not a curated record. Lineage: Eukaryota; Metazoa; Mollusca; Gastropoda; Neomphalida; Peltospiridae. The transcript has a single exon.
AUGAAACUGACCCCUCUUAACCAGCACACCUACCAGAAGACAACGAAACUGACCCCUGUACACCAGCACACCUACCAGAAGACAACGAAACUGACCCGUCUACAUCAGCACACCUACCAGAAGACAACGAAACUGACCCCUCUACACCAGCACACCUACCAGAAAACAAACAAAGACCGUUGCCCCUCUACAUCAGCACACCUACCAGAAGACAACGAAACUGACCCCUCUACACCAGCACACCUACCAGAAGACAACGAAACUGACCCCUCUACACCAGCACACCUACCAGAAGACAACGAAACUGACCCUCUACGCCAGCACACCUACCAGAAGACAACGAAACUGACCCGUCUACUGACCCCUCUCACCAGCACACCUACCAGAAGACAAUGA